Molecule: messenger RNA, 5005 nt
Organism: Antechinus flavipes (yellow-footed antechinus)
Lineage: Eukaryota; Metazoa; Chordata; Mammalia; Dasyuromorphia; Dasyuridae
Gene: NUDT1
Product: nudix hydrolase 1
Exons: 4
Coding region: 383-853 (156 amino acids)
Biological process (GO): DNA protection
Molecular function (GO): 8-oxo-7,8-dihydroguanosine triphosphate pyrophosphatase activity
Source: RefSeq, a predicted model, not a curated record
AGAGUGGGACGCCAGGUCUGGCCGGACGCUUCCUUCCCCCGGGAGUAGGUCCUUCCUUCCGUUCCCCCAGUCCUGAAGCCUUCCUUCUCUCUCCAGCCCCUCCCCUCUCCUUUCUCCCGAGACCACGACCCCAGCCCCAGAGCCCCUCGUCCCUUCCCUGUGAUCCCCACCAUUUCUCUACAGUGUACCCCAUCUCGUUCGCUCUUCUUGGAAAAUUCGAGCUCUAAACUCUCCUCUUCUGACUCCGAAUCCUGUCCCCUGCCAGAUCCUAUCAUCAGAAUUGACCCUUUUCCCUUCCGUGAACCCCAACACCUGCUCUUCCCCGUCGAGAGAUUUCAACUGUAAUGCCGGAGAAACCGAGGCGAGAUAGAGAAAGAUAAACAUGUUCACUUCUCGGAUUUAUACCUUAGUUUUAGUGAUGAAGCCUCAGCAAAUUCUUUUAGGAAUGAAGAAACGUGGCUUUGGAGCUGGAAAGUGGAAUGGAUUUGGGGGGAAAGUAGAAGAUGGAGAGACUAUCGAGGAAGGAGCCAAGAGGGAGCUAUUGGAGGAGAGUGGACUGACUGUGGACACUCUACAGAAGAUAGGAAAAAUCACAUUUGAAUUUGUAGGUAAUACCGAGUUAAUGGAUGUUCACAUCUUUUAUGCGGAUCGUUUCCAUGGGACUCCAAAAGAAAGUGAUGAAAUGCGCCCCCAGUGGUUCCAGUUGGAGCAAGUUCCCUUUAGUGACAUGUGGCCGGAUGACAGCUAUUGGUUUCCACUAAUGCUCCAAAAGAAAAAAUUUCAUGGAUAUUUCAAGUUCCAGGGACAAAAUACAAUUCUAGACUACAGACUGAAUGAAGUGGAAAUUGUCUGAAAAAAAGAAAGAAACCAAUACCUUUAAAAACACAUAGCAUACUUGGCUAGGGAAGCUGUCUAUUGUACCGCCCUUAUUUCGGCUAUGUGUAAUUUAAGCAGGGGUUUCACUGUAGUUUUUAAGGCAAUGUAAUAUUCAGUAUUUGUUUGGGGAACAAAAAGAAGCUCUAAAAGCUGAAAUUUGCUUGUAAUAAUACAUGUCACAUAAUGAGGACACCCUCAAAUAUGGACCAUUGUCAGAAGGACAUUUUGAUUGUAAGGAAGAAGUGACAAGUAUAGUGACCAUUCAUGGUAUAGCACUUGUCAGUGAAAUGUAUUAACAGUCCACACUAGGGGGCAAUAGCCACUAUAGAAAAGUGGGAUGUUUCCAUAUUUUCUGGAAUAUAAAAACCAUUUUUUCUGGAAGAAAAAAAAACAAAGUCUUUUUCUUUCCUGCUAAAAAUUCUGAUAAUGUAAAAUGACAUGCCUUGUGAUUUACAAAAUUCUGACUGGAUUCUUACUGGCCUUACUAAAUUGAGAAACUAUUUCAAAAACAUCCCUCUGAAUUCCUACAAGGAGCUAGUCAGAACCUCCUGUUCUUUAAGAAGAUAAUAACUAUCUGCUUCUUUGAAAGGGUAAUCUUUCCUCAUCUAAUCCCAGUAACAUUUUACCAGAUUAUAAAAAUAAUACAAGCUAAUGUUUACAAAGCGUUUUAUAUUUUACAAAUAAUUUUUACAAACAUCUUAUUUAAUCUAAAAAAUCACCCUAUGAUGCAUUCCUAUUUUACACAGGACACUGGGGCUCCCGAGGGUGAAUGACUUGCCAAGGUCAUAGGUGUGGAGAGGGGAAAGAGCCCAGCACUGAGAACUUGGGUCUGCAUCCUUACCUGGUACUGCCUUCACAUAAUUCUAUAGAAAGUAGAUAUUCUACAGAGAAAGUUGAACACACACAGUUACUUAAACCUUUUACACACCUCUUACAAAUACAUUUAAUAACAUUUGUUCAUAUAUGUGUUUUAUUGAUAAAAGUUUGGAGUGUAAUCAUUUGUAAACAUUUUCCAGUUCAUCAGUUGUAGUAAUAACUAAUUCCUGCAAUUUGAUAAAGUGCUUCAUACAUGAAACUAGUACAGCAAAGCAAAAGAAAUGGUAAAUUAGCCCAACCAGGAAAGAUUUUCAUUUUAGUCAAACCAGCUUUGCACUCAUUCCUCAGGUUUUCUAAGAUGAGUAGAACGUUAAUUAAGAUUUGUGUUCCCCCUCCCCCCAGGUAUUAUUAAAUAAACCUAAACUCCUAAGGAAUGGGUGGGAUCUAAGACAGAACCAUUAAGAACUAUUUAAUAUAAAUUUUCACAUGUAUAUCUCAUGAUUUGUGACAAGACUCUUCAACUUCAAAAAGCUCUGAAAUGUAAUCCAAGAUAAUAAGGGACAUGUUUUCAUUAGUAAAACACUUAACAGAAUAGACUUCCAAAAUUAUUUAUGACAACAAGUUUUGGUGUUGUCUAGGCCUGUCACAGAAGUCACUUUUUUUAAAUUAGUGUAGUCCCAUAUUCAGAACAAUGUACUCUAACUCACUUUUCAGUGAAGCUGAUGAUUUUUAGACAUUGACAUUAAGCUACUCUGCUUACCAAUGUCCGUCCUUUGAAGGGAUUGGCCCCUCAGAAGAACUAUCUGAUGAGCUUUUGGAUUUGAGCAAGGAACUCAAAUGACAAAGUUGAUUUCCAAAUUUCAGAUCAAUUGUGUCCUCAGGAAGGUUUCAUAAUCAUUGAUUCAGGGAUAAGAAAUCAUGCUGAAGAGGAAGCUCCCUGCCUAUUCCUGUUAUUCUGCAGUUUAGGUCAGUUUCUUCAUUCUUUUUCCCUGGGAUAGUCCCCCCAAACUAAGGGGACACCAUUAGGAUGUGAGGUAUCAAAAGAUGCACUACAAAGUCCUCCACUAUUGUUUAAAUCAUAAUAUUCCUAAAGAAUUCAUUAAGGAAAAAGAUAAAAUCCAAAAAAGAGUAGGUCCCUAUUUAAAUAAAAUACAAACAUUAUGUUUAAGAAUGAGGAUUAAUUUUUUCAACUCUUGACACUAUGGAAAUUUUCUUCAGGAGGAGACAAGCAGAAAUCUGGCUUUACUUAGUCCGUUCCACAGCAGAGGUGCUUCCAGAAAGGGCAGCUGGAAUGGAUUGCAAGCUUCUCUCUGAAAACUGAAGGACUAAUUUUGAACAAGAGUCCACUUUACCCAUUUGUCCUUUGGAUCUUAAAGAGUUUUGUUCCUCAAAAAGUCUAUUGUUGGUAGAUGAUGAGAAAAUAAUGUCCUUACACAUCUGAUUCAACUCAUGACUGUCAUGAUUAACUACAAGCUCCAAAAGCAUCAUUAGUAGUACAAAAGAGGAGGAAAAAAACCUUAGAAACUCUUUGGUAGUACAUUUCCUUCAAGUGAGUGUUUUAAAUUAGGGUAACAUGUAAAAAAAAAAAAAACACAUAAAAAAACACAUCUCUCAUAAACUCCCUCUUAACUAAUGACUGGCCAGCAUGUCAACUGAAAGUUCUUAAUACCAUUUGAUAUUUAUACUUUUCAUGGAGGCACAUACUAAAUUUGCAAUGAUCUCAAACCUAUUCCCCGCCCCUCAACCAACUAUUCCAGUUUUUUAUUUUGUUUAGAACAUCCAGGAAAAGGAGGCUAGGUCUGGAUCUCUUUACAAUUUGUACUCUAACUAUGGCAUGUUCUCCUAGGCUCUAUACAAAGACUUGAGGCCCUAGGCCAGCAGGAUAACAUGCAACUUCAAGGUCCCAAGAGACUUCAAUGUUAUAGCAGUGAAGGUGUGUUCAGCACAGUUUGCAGCUGUGUAGACAGGAAGGAAAAGGCCCCAUGGGGUUUGUACAAAUAAAUUUUAUGUUAUAUGGCUUAAGCAAAUCACACUACAAAAUGGCACAGCACAAAAAAAAGUAUUGAUUCAAUUUGGGUGUAGGCCUUAUUCUAUAAAAGGGUAAUGGAUGGUAGGCAGACAGAAAUCUAGAAGGCAAAGAAUUCUUCACCCCUCUUGGCCAACUCUAGUUAGAGACCAAUAAUCCUCUAAAUAUAACUUCAAUACUAUUUUUAGGCUUUAACUAAAACCCCUGCAUCUUCUCUUUUCAGAGAAUAAAUCCGUUCAACAGUAGAAACAGACCACCUUCCAUCAUAUGCUGUUUUAAAUGUCACAUUCACUUACACAAGUAAAGGUCAGCUUUCCUAGUAGAACGGAAGAAGUGAACCUUAGGGCAGUAAGUUACAGAUCUGGGUGUCAUUAGUAUUUUCUCCCAAGUGACCCUUAUGCCUUUAGCUACUUCAUGAAUGCAAAGCAAACAUCUGAAGAAUGUGCUGACAUGUCACAUGGAGUACACAGUUCACAAAUCUUGCACUUCCACAAAUAUCCUUUUUGAAUGAGUCAAAUAAAGCAAUGUACAUUGAGACCAGACCCUUGAUGUAGCCAUUUGAGUCCACAAAGAAAAGCUUUCAUUUUGCCUGUGCCAGAAAAGUGAAUUAGCUUAUCUGCAUAAAUCAAGUAUUUUUGGUUAUUCUGAUUUUUUUUCCUGUAACAAGAGAGAAUACUUGGUGGCUCCUAUUUUUAUUCUAGAAUCCGUUGUGCUACAUAUUUUAAAACUUAAGAGAAAAUCAGAAUACAACAUUAAAAUAGCAGAGAAAAUUUCCUUUGAAACCUGACAAAUACUCCAUGGGAGGGCAAUAUUUUUAGAAUGCACGCUGCCCAUUUAGAGCCUUUUCCAAUUUUUCUGUCCUUAUAAGAAUGAGAAAGGUAGUCUAAAUAGACCCCCAAAUCCCUAAUGUGGAGAAGUCCAGUUCAUUUUCAAUUCCACAGAGAUGGUCUAAUAGAGAUUUGGAAUAGUAGCAUAUAAAUGCAAAAAAUGACACCACCGAUCUUUACAGGUCUCCACCAAAGAAUAUCUGAGAACUCUCUCACUUCAUCACAAGGUAGAAAACAAACCUGAAGAGUUACACAAUAAACCCCAUUGAGUAAAAGCUUGGCUAAGGAAGGGAAGGACUGAAAUGAGCAGGAAUGUUCCACUACCUCAACUAGGAAUUGUGCCAUUAGGAAACUAGCUAGUUUUACUUUUUUUUCUUUUUUUCUCAAGGAAUACAGAUUCUCUCUUGUAAAGGCCAGUAUAUUUUAAAGCACAACUGAAAUAAAAAUCACGAUCCUCUGA